Molecule: messenger RNA, 5703 nt
Organism: Cuculus canorus (common cuckoo)
Lineage: Eukaryota; Metazoa; Chordata; Aves; Cuculiformes; Cuculidae
Gene: GUCY2C
Product: guanylate cyclase 2C
Exons: 27
Coding region: 253-3462 (1069 amino acids)
Biological process (GO): cGMP biosynthetic process; intracellular signal transduction; receptor guanylyl cyclase signaling pathway
Molecular function (GO): protein kinase activity; peptide receptor activity; ATP binding
Source: RefSeq, a predicted model, not a curated record
UUUUGCUGUUGUUAGUUUUUCACAAACAGAAGUGCCACCUAGUACACUGGAGGAACGGGCAGAGGUGAAGUCGAGGAAGGGGACAGGGAAGUGUCCGAGAGGAGGAUUGUACGGCUUGUCUUCGAAUCUACGGUGUGGAGAUCUCUUUAUUCCUAUCCAGGAGCAAAACCAAUAGAGAGUAUCGGAAAAAAAGAGGGUUGAAAGAAAUUAAGAAAAGACAGAGCGCACACAAUGGGUCUAAACUGAGCAACAAUGAAGCAAUUGUUGUUGGGUCUGGCCAUUUGGCCUGUCUUUUUCUCGCUCCAGCAGCAAGUUAAUCCACAUGAGUGUAGCAGCAACAAUUAUGUGAUCAAUGUGAUGCUUAUGAAUUACUCGGACCUCCCAUCAUCUACUGAUAAUUUGGAAUUAGCUGUGAAGCAUGCCUUGAAAAGGGUACAAAAUGAAUUCCAGGAGACAGGAGCAAAUGUUACAGUCAGUGCCACGUUCCACAGCUAUACCUCAUCAUUCUAUGUCUCACAAGGCUGUCGUACCAGCACCUGUGAAGGUGUGGAGCUCAUCAAGGAUAUUUAUAAUAAGGGCACACUUGGCUGUGUUGUCAUAGGACCUGCUUGCACUUAUGCUACCUACCAAAUGGUCUCAGCUGACACAAUACUGAGCAUGCCUCUGAUCUCUGUAGGGAGUUUUGGACUGUCCUGUGACUACAAAGUAAACCUAAUUCGCCUUCUGACCCCAGCCAGGAAAGUGAAUGAUUUCUUCUAUUAUUUUUGGAAAGACUCUCAACUGCCAUUCAAAACCACAACCUGGGAAUCUACCUACAUUUAUAAGAGGAACAAUAGCUCGGAGGCAUGCCUGUGGUACAUGAAUGCGCUAGAUGCUGGAAUCACACAGUUUUCUGAAAAACUGAAUUUCAAGGAGAUUUUAAGGACUCCGGAGCAGCUUCAAAAUACUGUGAAAGAUCCAAACCGAAGAAGCAAUGUGAUCAUCAUGUGUGGCUCUCCAGAUGACGUCAGCUCAGACCUAGGGACGGGGGAAGUGGAUAAGGACAUUGUUAUCAUCCUGAUAGAUCUCUUCAAUAACACAUACUUCAGGAACAACAAUUCAGCUCAUUACAUGCAGAAUGUACUUGUCCUAACUCUGCUACCAGAUGAUUACAGUGUGAAUAUUGCAAAGACUGAGGAUGCCACCCUGAUGGAAGAUGACUUUGUUGUUGGCUAUUUUAAUGCAGUCUUGCUGUUUGGACAUAUUCUGAAGAAAUUUGUCUCCUCACAGAGGCCAGUAUCACCUCUCAGUUUCAUCAAUGAAUUCCGAAAUACCACUUUUGAAGGUGUCCUGGGUCCUGUGUCUCUAGAUGAAUUUGGAGACAUUGAUACCAACUUGACCCUGCUGUACACACCACUAACUGCAAAUCAUUUCAGAGCUCUUCUGUAUUUCAACACUCAGAAGAACGAGACUCACAAGGAGACUACCAGUCCAGAUUUUGUCUGGAAGAACCACAAGUUGCCCAGUGAUAUUCCAGGCACUGGCCCACACAUCUUGACCAUUGCUGUCUUUACACUCACAGGAAUUGUGAUUCUGGUUCUGAUCAUCUCUUUGCUGAUUCUAAGGAAGUACAGGAGAGAUAAUGAGCGUCGGUGGAAGAAAUGGUCCCACAUACCACCUGAGGAAAUCUUGCCUCUGGAGACCAGUGAGACAAGUCAUGUUAGUUUGAAGAUUGAUGAAGAUAAGAGACGUGACACUACUCAGAGACUGCGCCAAGGCAAAUACGACAAGAAGGUGGUGAUCCUAAAGGAUCUCAAAAACAGCGAUGGUAAUUUCUCAGAGAAGCAAAAAAUAGAACUGAACAAGCUCCUACAGAUUGAUUAUUACAAUCUGACCAAGUUCUAUGGCACUGUGAAGAUAGACACCAUGAUCUUUGGGGUGAUCGAGUACUGCGAAAGAGGUUCUCUGCGGGAUGUUUUAAAUGAUAAAAUCUCUUACCCGGACGGCACAUUCAUGGACUGGGAAUUUAAAAUCUCUGUCAUGUAUGAUAUUGCCAAGGGGAUGUCUUACCUACACUCCAGCAAAACUGAAGUCCAUGGUCGACUCAAAUCCACAAACUGUGUAGUAGAUAAUCGCAUGGUAGUGAAGAUCACUGAUUUUGGCUGUAAUUCAAUUCUUCCUCCAAGGAAAGACCUGUGGACAGCUCCUGAGCAUCUCCGUCACGCUGAUGUAUCUCAGAAGGGUGACGUAUACAGCUACGGGAUCAUUGCCCAAGAAAUCAUCCUGCGCAGGGAGACCUUCUACACCAGACAGUGCUGGGACAACAAAGAGAAACUUUACAGAGUGAAGAGUGGCAGAGGAGCGAAGCCUUUCCGACCAGACUUGUCCUUGGAAACAGUGGGAGAAAGAGAGAUGGAAGUGUAUACGCUAGUGAAGAGCUGCUGGGAGGAAGAUCCAGAGAAAAGGCCUGACUUUAAGAAAAUUGAGAGUACUCUGGCUAAGAUAUUCAGUAACUACCAUGGCCAGGGCAAUGAAAGCUACAUGGAUACCCUGAUCCGGCGUCUACAGCUGUAUUCUCGGAACCUGGAGCACCUGGUGGAGGAAAGGACAGAACUGUACAAAGCAGAGCGAGAUAGAGCAGACAGGCUUAAUUUCAUGUUACUUCCAAGGCCAGUAGUAAAGUCUUUGAAGGAGACUGGCCUGGUAGAGCCAGAGCUAUUUGAAGAAGUCACUAUUUACUUCAGUGACAUUGUUGGCUUCACAACACUCUGCAAAUACAGCACCCCUAUGGAGGUGGUAGAUAUGCUGAAUGAUAUCUACAAGAACUUUGACCACAUUCUGGACCAUCAUGAUGUUUACAAGGUGGAGACCAUUGGUGAUGCGUACAUGGUGGUGAGUGGUUUACCAAAUAGGAAUGGCAACCGGCAUGCAGUAGACAUCUCCAUGAUGGCUCUGGACAUCCUCAGCUUCAUGGGAUCUUUUGAACUGAGACAUCUGCCGGGUCUGCCUGUUUGGAUUCGCAUUGGAAUUCACUCUGGUCCAUGUGCGGCUGGUGUGGUUGGAAUAAAAAUGCCUCGUUACUGUUUGUUUGGAGAUACAGUGAACACAGCUUCGCGGAUGGAAUCCACAGGCUUGCCUUUAAGGAUUCAUGUAAGUGGCUCCACUAUUAACAUCCUGAAAAGAACAGACUGCCAAUUCCAGUAUGAAGUGAGAGGAGAAACGUACUUGAAGGGCAGAGGAACAGAAAUUACCUACUGGUUGACGGGUACCAAGGACAAGAAAUACAAUCUCCCAACACCCCCUUCUGUGGAGAAUCUGCAGCGGCUACAAGAUGACUUAGCAGAGAUGAUAACAAAUAUUCUUCAGAAAAGAGAAAAUGAAGGGUUCAAGACAAGGGAGCUAACACGGGUAGCUAGCUACCGAUCAGGUACCCUGGAAUAUCUGCAACUGGCCAGCACAGAGAAAUCUGUCACCUAUCUUUAAAACUGGAUUUCUAGUAUGACUCAAAAAGAUGCAGCAACACUCUGGAGUACUACAUGUGAAGGCUGGAAACUUAUACUCUCAGCGAGAGGAGAAAGAAAAUAGCUUUUCAAGCAUCCUUUCUACCAUCCGACCUGCUAUCAGCAAAUCAAACCUCUCUUCACUGUAGCAUCCAAAUUGUCAGAUGACUUCAAUAGGACACACUAGCCUGAUUUGAGGUAAAUGAAAAUAUCUGUACUUGAGUUUAGAAAAUAGAGGGUUUUUUUUUGGUUUGGUUAGUUUUUUAAAUGUGAUAGCCUGUUCAAUAAUCCACUUCUGAAAAUAUUCACAGCAAAGCCUUAAUUUUUAAUCAUUUUUAGAUGUUGUAUUUAAUUUGUAAUUUUUAUUUGAAGAAUGAUUUCCUGUAAUAUAUUUGCAAAUAGUAUUAAACAUACGAUAUGUAAAUCCUGGAUAUAUUGCCAUUUUGUUGCUUCUGUUGUUUUCCCUUUUGUCUCACAUGUAAUCAAGUUGACUAUGUUCAAGAGGCAACACUUCUGUUAUUUACCUUGAGAGAUUACUCCAGAAGCUAUAUGAUUUCUGAAGAUUAACUGAAUCUCUUGGGCCUGCAAAACAAAACUGGAAAUCUUGUGAAAAACAGACACUUUCAUAUCUUUUCUCCACUUCUGCUUCUGUCCCCAAAACAGAAUUGCAACAGAAAUGAAGGAAAUAAACUUAUCUGAAUUUCUUAAACCUCAGAAACUUUCAAUUCCACUUCUGGAUGAAGUUUCACAACGAGGCACAACUCAGGUUUUACUGAAAUGGCUCGCUCAUUAACUCACACCAUGACAUUUAUAAACAGCUUUUAAAAGCAACCAAAGUGCAGGUGGUACAUCUAAAAGAAAAUCAGCAUUCACAUGAAGGAAUAACUCCUAGCGAGUGAGAUUUUUGCAGUGGCCUCUCUGGUGCAUUGGUGGGUUUCAAAGGAGAGCUACUUCUUUCACCAUUGUCAAAUAUCAGUCAGUAUUCAAACCAUAAAACUUGCUGCAAAACCUUUUUUUUAAUGCUUUUGAACAGCAUUUUUGUCCAAGUUAAACAACCUAAAAAUGAUAAAAAAGAGCAAGCCAUUUGCCUGUGUUUUAUCUUUAUCAACCUAAACUGGUUUUGCAAGAACACACACACAAAGAACAACCUAGGUGUAAACACACAGAUCUGUAGUGCAAAGACGCCUGGAAAAAAUAAAUCAGGAUGUGCUGUAGGGCUGAUACUCUUGCCUACGGAAUUCAAAUUUCUACACCAAGGAACAUGAUAUAGGCAGAAAUAGCAAACAGCAUGUAACCAACAGUCGUAACUUUCAUGUUAUAUGUAACCAAUUAUAAACAUGGACUGGCACUAAUACCACAUCAUUACUUCUUUGGUCUGUGUCCUAAUGGAAGUGUUCAUUGGGAUAAGGAUAGAAAGAAAUGUCUGGUAUUCUAAAACUGGUAUGUUUUAAAAAGACUACCAGUACAGUAAAAACGUAUAAAGUUUGCUAUUUCCUGCCCCAUGGUGAAAAUCUACAAGCUUCGUCUCCAUGUCUGCAUUCUUGGGUGUGACUGCUAUGCUUCUUGGCACCAUGGGACUAUUCUGGUUGCUCUAUCUGAUAAGCUUAGUUAGUGUAGCUGUAAUGCAGUGAUGAGUGCUGGUCUCCUCAGGCCCGAAGAAGCACACCACGACCACCACCACCACUACUACUACUAUCUUAAGCAGAGUUGCUCUGAUUUUUGAAGUGAUCUAAGUCCAUUUUUAAAGAGGAGCGUCACGGGUUCCAUCCUUGAUGCCUCUAGAUACAAAAUACAGCAAACAUCUGCUGAAACGGAUUGUUUAGUUAAACAGUGUUUAGUUUUCAGUAGCCCUUCUCUUUCCUGCAUUCUUCAGAUCAUAAAUUUCAUGUAAUUCAUUGAAGAUAAAUAGUAACCUUAGCAAUAAGUUGAUAGACCCAUCUUCUAGUAGGUUUGCUUUCUACAUUGUUCUGUCCCUGCACAUAUCUGUCACCCAUACAUCACAAUAAAAUCAAUUUUGCCUUCCCUUUAAAAAAAUUUGCUCCUGGUUUCUGGAUUGAAUCUGUCUUAGAUUCAGUGCCUUACCAUUGCAUCUUGUUAUCAAAUGUUAGGUGAAAGAGCCCUCUACAAUCAGUAAACCUAUCACUGAAGAUCCAGUUAUUCAUCUCUCCUUUUUAUUAAGCAGUAAAACGUUAUAUUAAAAACUUACUGUGAGAUACAAUUUUAU